Messenger RNA from Schistosoma turkestanicum, 1744 nucleotides. The record is from the annotation of a GenBank genome assembly. NCBI's taxonomy places the organism in Eukaryota, Metazoa, Platyhelminthes, Trematoda, Strigeidida, Schistosomatidae.
CAUAGGCAUCCACUAAAAUUAUUCACAAACUAUCUCCUUCUCGUGUUUUAAGCAGUACUCGUAUCUCUGAAUUAAAUGAUUCCACUGUAAGUUAUUCAUCUAAAGUAGGCAAACCAUCACGACAUCGAUUACGUGUUGUGUUAGACGAUGAUGAUGAUGAGGAGGGGGAUGGUGUUAGCGAUAAAGAAAAUGACUAUACAGAUCUUGUUGACACAUCCACUCUAAUGCCAUCUUCUAUUGCUCCAGUUGUAUCAACCGAAAUUCCACGUGUUGAAGAAUCUUCAUCAUCAGUUGAUGAUGAGGAGGAGGAAAGACUGUUCAAUUAUGAAUCAUCCGAACAGGAAUCUAACAGUGAUGUUGUUACAGAAGACGAAGCAGAAUCUAUUAUCAAUGAUGAUUCACCUAUGCGAAACAACUCUCAUCAUCGUCAGAAAAAUGACCUGAAACGUAACUUUAAACGACGUGCUUAUUCACCAAACGAAAAUCAUGAAGUCUCCAAAGAUUAUGAAUCUAAUAAUCCACAUGAACUGCCAUCUGUUGCAGAUGAUGAUGCAGUGGACAUGGAUGUAUUGGAGAAAUUACGUAAGAUUUCUAAAGGAGCAGCGAAACGUGUUGUCAAGAAUCCUCGUCCUAAACUUGAUCCUCAAAGAUUAUUGAGUAAUAAAGGUUUGCCAGCUUUAUUGGAAGAUUUCAAAAAGGUGAAAUUUCGUGGUAAGGGCUAUGAGUUUCAAGAUUUGAAUAGAUUGUUAUUUGUUUAUGAAGCAUGGAGUAAUCGUUUAGUACCUAGAAUGAGUUUUGAUGAAGUUAUAGAUCGUUUAGAAAAUGUUGGCAGUAAACGUGAAAUACGUGUUGCUUUACAUCGACUCCGUAAUGGUAUUUGGCCACCAUAUGCAAGUGAAGAACAAAUAGUACCAUCUGAUAAUGAAAGUACAUCAGAACAAGAAGAUCCAGAAUUAAUGUGGAAAAAAGCUUUAGAAUCUGUUCCAAAGGAUGAUACAUUAAAUUCUACCAAAUCUCCAUCUAAAAAUAUACAUGAAGAUUUUAGACAAGAAUGGAAUCAUAUCAAUAACACUGAAAAUUUAGCUGACAGUGUUAACAUACAGUCAUCACCACUACCACAAGCAUCUACUUCAGUUGAUAUUGAAUCAAGAGCUGAAAGAAAUAAACGUUUAGCGUUAGAACGACUUGCAGCACGAAAAAAUUCUUCUUCUGGAACAUUAAAGAUGUCUACAAGUCAUAUAUUAAAGAAUGCUUUAAAAGCAUCAGUUAUCAACACUCCUCUAUCGAAUAAUGCUGGUAUUACUAAAUUAUUUCAAAAUUCUCUUGUAAUGAAUGAGAAAUUGGAUACUUGUGUUUCUGGUGAUACACUCUAUUCGGAAAAUGUUGAUACUCCCUUUAGUAAUAAUAAUAAUAAUAAUAAUAAUAAUAAUAAUGUUACUACUACUGCCUUAACUCUAACACUUGACAACCAUGAAACUUCUACUCUAUGGGAAGAAGAAACUCCAGCUAGUCCGGACAAAUCACAAUCAAUUUUACAUGGAGAUAUGUCACCAGUUCAUGUAGAUGAAUCAAAUCUUAUUAUUGAUCUUAACUAGAUGUGUUAUUGUAUUUAAUGUACCAUUCCAACAAUUUAUAUUAUUUUUGUACAAAUAUUUAUUAUCUAUUGUUAAUUAUAGACGUAAUUUUCUUCUGAGGUUCAAGCCACUAUUUUUCAAGUUACUUUUUUCUACAUGAAUGGACGGUC